AAUCGCACGUGCGUUCGAUUGUUCUCCUGAAGAUAUUAGGGAAACAGGCUCCUUAUUUGUUCGUCAUAUUCUCGUAUUAUUAAACUUCCAGUUCAUUAAUGUGGAUACACCUCAGAGUGGCUAAGUAACUACUCUAUGUUGAUCUUGUUGAUUUAAAGAAAAAAAACUUAUAUAAUUUGUGUCUUCCCGGCAACUAUAGGAUUGCUUGUGCUCUUGAUGAAUAAGUGUGUUGUUUCUUUAUGUCAGCAUGAGUCGUAGUCGACGAGAGGGUCGUGGAGAAGGUGGCUUUCACCAUCGUCACUAUGGUGGAGGUUAUAGUCGAGGAGGGCGAAGGAGGGGAAUUGGAAGUAAUCACAGAGGGCUCUCAAAGAGACGUCGGUUCGAUAAGAUGGAAGAAGAUCAUGUCAUAGAUACAUAUGAUGCGGAAGACGGAAACGUGCACGUAGUUAACGAUGUGGCAGCAGACAAUGAUCGCAUCGCUACACAUGAGGCAACAGACACGAGCUCUAAUUCAAGUGAGAAUGAAACGUCGCCGUCCGAAUGUGAAAGGGAGGACGCUUUUUGUGAUCUCCUAAAUGAACUGACUGGUAAAUUAAGAGCUCAGAACAGUAAACAUUCGUUUCUUAAUAGCGACGAAGAUGACGAAGGUGAUAGUGACAAUGGUGAUGAGCACUCGACCAAUUACCAGAAUGAAUCUGCAGAGGACGAAAGUGCUGAUGAAAAGGCAGAAGAGGACGAUCAAGAAACAGAUAGUGAUGAAAAGGAGGACGAGAAUCAUUCUGGUUACGGCAAAGCUAGUUAUGAGAUGGGAGCGAUGACGAGUAAGGCUAAUGGAGCAGAGGCGAAGGACCACAGGGGAGACAUCAAUGACGCAGGUGAUCGUGAGCACACCUCAGAUGAGGACGCAGAAGCCGAAAAUGAUAAUGAGUUGGAUGGCGAAUCAUCUAGCGAUGAAGAGGAGGGUUGCACGAACUAUAUUUCUCAUCUUGAGUGGAUACCUGACGAAAAAUAUUUUCCGCCUGAGCCCUACAGUCUUCAGCCUGGUAGUCUUCAACAGUGGCCUCAGUUAGGCGUGGUAAAAAUACAGCCUCCUCAGAAAAAUUCAAAAAAUGCGCCAGAAAUAGCUUUUAAACAAAACACCAAAAUUAGCCUCAAAAAAGUACUAGCAGACAAUCUGGAAGAUGUGUUAGAUGUUUACUCUAGUUUUAAAGGUGAGGCCAACGUGAAGAUGACAUUGGACGCUUAUGAGGAAUCGGUUCUAAAUGUUCUUAAUUCAUAUCGUGAUUUUUAUUACCCGGAACAUAGAUGGGAAAAAGCAGAAUCAUUAAGACUUUGCUAUACUCUUCAUGUCAUGAAUCAUGUACUUCGAAGUAGAGCUCGAACUGUCAAGCACAGUACGAAAAUUCGAAGGUCAGAUGGAGCUAUUGAGUAUCAGGAUCAGGGUUUGACUAGGGUUAAGGCUUUAAUCGUACUGCCGUUUAAAAACGCCGCCUACCGGGUGAUUAAGCUUAUUCUGAAAAUGGUUAGAGAGAUUAAGCUGCAAAUAUUGAACGAGAAUCGUUUUGAAGAAGAAUUCCGGCCGCCUGAUGACAAUGACAGCAGACGUGGCAACAAACCUGAUGAUUUCUAUAAAUUUUUCGACGGUGAUAAUGACGACAUGUUUCGUAUCGGCCUACGCUUUACAAAGCGUCGUGUGCAGUUGUAUGCAAAUUUUUAUUCCGCUGAUUUAAUCAUUGCCUCACCAGUAGGACUUAGGGCAAUUAUUGGUUCGGAAGGUGACGAAAAACGUGAUUACGAUUUUCUUUCUUCAAUUGAAAUCGUGGUACUAGACCAAACUGAUGUAUUCUUCAUGCAAAAUUGGGAGCAUGUCGUUGACCUUUUCAAGCAUCUUAACAUCAAACCACGAAAACCGCAUGGCGUAGACUUUUCUCGGGUGCGAAUCUGGUGCGUAAGUGAAUGGGGAAAAUAUUUCCGACAGAAUAUAGUAAUUUCCCAAGUGCAACAUCCUCAAAUCAACGCUCUAAUGAAGCGAUACAACUUUAACUAUCGUGGGUUGGUGUCAGUGUGCAAUCCAGUGGGAACGUCAGUCAUCGCUCAGGUAGUUGUUCAGAUUCCGCAUAUUUUCCGAUCGUUCGAACCGGCUUCAGCAGGCGUCACAAGUGAUUCGCGUUUUGAAUUCUUCAUUAACGAGAUCCUUCCACAGUUGAGGAAGGACAAACUCGUAUCACACUGUAUGAUAUAUGUGAGGCAAUAUUUCGAUUUCGUUCGGUUAAGAAAUUAUAUGCGCGAUUUAGCCGAUCGCGAUCCCGGCUUCAAGUUUUCGCAAAUUUGCGAGUAUACUGAAGAUGGAAAGGUGGCCAAAGCUCGCUAUAUGUUCUUCCAUGGAAAACGUAAGUUCCUCCUCUAUACGGAGCGAUUUCACUUUUUUCACCGGUAUACAAUAAAGGGUGUGCGCCAUAUAAUAUUCUAUGAACUACCAAUAUAUCCGCAUUUCUACUCAGAACUUAUCAAUAUGAUGUCACCGGCUAAUCAAUACAAGUUGACUAACGGUAUGGACAGUACGUUCACCGCAACCACGCUUUAUUGUAAAUAUGAUGCAUUGGCACUGUUACCAAUAUUGAAUGAGCAACGGACGGGAUCGGUAGUUUAUAAAAGGGAUAAAAAAGUGCAUGUCUUUAGUAGAGAUUAAAAUGACGCUUUUCAAAAACGAAACGUCGCAAAAAUUCCCCGUACUGGUUCUUCAUGUCUGAUUAGGAAUAACACUUGUGGAUGCAGAUAGUACCGUAACGCCUUCUCAUAAGUGCUACAACUUUGUAUAUAAUUGACUCAUGCGCAUUGUACAAUAACCGUUCAUCGCUGUUGUUGAGAGAGAACUAUGUCUGAAAUAAAUAAUGCUUUUGUA
Messenger RNA from Varroa destructor (honeybee mite), 2902 nucleotides. Its product is annotated as U3 small nucleolar RNA-associated protein 25 homolog. Gene Ontology annotation, cellular component: small-subunit processome; nucleolus. Gene Ontology annotation, biological process: maturation of SSU-rRNA from tricistronic rRNA transcript (SSU-rRNA, 5.8S rRNA, LSU-rRNA). The record is from RefSeq and is a predicted model, not a curated record. NCBI's taxonomy places the organism in Eukaryota, Metazoa, Arthropoda, Arachnida, Mesostigmata, Varroidae. Gene Ontology annotation, molecular function: U3 snoRNA binding; rRNA binding.